GCCAUCUUCGCCCGACCUUCUAAAAUGCGGCGAGUCUUGCUAACGUCUGACACGCUGACGCUAUGUAAAAUCGGUAUUUUAGCAACCGUUACGGGUGGCUGGUGGAAGAGUUUGGCGUGCGGCCUAGUACUGCACAGAAGCUUGUUCGCACGACGUGCUUCACACAACAUGGCAAAGUUCGCCGGCUCGAGGGUGGCGAUACAAUGUCGGCGAGCGAUCUUGUGAGACGGCAGGAGGAUGGCCGUGAUGCGACAUUUGUUCGUUACGAUCGAUUCGUUGACAAGAAUGCACGCUUCAAGAACAAGCCAGUCGAGAUGGAACGCCGAGACAAGUUUGGGCAGCUUCUGCGUGUGGUCAUCGUGCCGAUCACCGCUGAGAUGGACGCGCACCUUCACGUUGAUGGUGGACCGCGGACAUACGCCCUCGCUGUGAUCAGGACCGUGAAGAUCGAGAAACGGCAUUCACUCGGUAUGUCAUACUAUUCGCAGAUGGGUCCGGUGGACGUGGUCGAUCUCGAUGCCGUGCGAUUCGUAGUCGGACGUGUGUACGAUCCUAGUCAACGGCUGUGGGCAAUUGUUGACCGAAGUGAUAUACUGGCAUCAACACAAGUACAGUGAUAGUACACUAAUAUUGAUCUCCGAGUCCUCUGCGCCGCGCGCGCUGGUCUAUCCUAGUUUGCGUGACUGUGAUAGUAGUGAAUAGUACGGAGUGAUCCAUCCAUACUUCGCAUGAAUUUCCCCAAGAAAACGGAUGACUUUCA
Molecule: messenger RNA, 760 nt
Organism: Rhodofomes roseus
Lineage: Eukaryota; Fungi; Basidiomycota; Agaricomycetes; Polyporales; Fomitopsidaceae
Exons: 3
Coding region: 204-617 (137 amino acids)
Source: RefSeq, a predicted model, not a curated record